AUGACGGGUAGCGUUGCCGUAGUCCUCGCCUUGUGUUUGGGCAUGUGCAGCGCGCAAAAUGAUGCCGGAGACAACGAGCUUGGCCUCGCUGCUGUGCCUUCCAAUGCAGACUUCUUGCGCAGGGCCACCACGCGAGCAACUCAGAUCGGCGACUAUGUCUAUCUCGAUGGCGGUGAGGUCUCGCAACUCAUCGACGGCAAACCCCCUGGCGAGGACCGCCCGUCCAACGCAAUGAACCGUACUCUCUCUAUCGACAUGUCGAAGUCAUGGAAGCCCUCAGACGUCACGAUCAAUGAGAUUCGCAAGACGUCUCCCAACACGAACAGACAGGCCUUGUUCACCGACAAGUCCACCGGCUCAUUCUACAUCUGGGGCGGCCACAUGUCUUGGGGUGCCCCGGUGACGAAGAAGGAACUCUGGCGAUUCACCGCAGACAGCUCCGGUGGAGGGGGCUGGACGACGCGGAUCCCGGCCAACCCAGACUCGUUCAGUGAACUCAGGCGCACGGAGGGUGGUGCCUUUUGCAACACACCAGACUCGGCCUUCCACUUUGGUGGCGUGGCGACCCGCGCAACCGACGUCAACUAUUCCGGCCCCGCGCCCGGCUUCAUCCACAUCAACUUUACGACACAGGCGUGGACCAACUACACCGAGGGGCCUUGGUCGGCCUUCAGGACCAUCUAUGCUGCGUCUGCCGAGUACGUCCCGACCUUUGGGCCCAAUGGGCUCAUCAUGCUGCUCGGCGGAGAGACACGCGAACUCGGCGGCAGUAGCGGGAACCGUGGCUUGCUUGACUUUAGGAACUUGACCUUUAUGGACCCAGUCACAAGGGACUUCCAUUCCCAGCAGACAACUGGCAAUGCGCCGUCGGGGCGGAUCUUUCACUGUAGUGUCGGCGUCGAGGGAAAGAACGGGACAUAUGAGAUCGGAUUUGUCUUCGGCGGCCGCAACCAGCGCGAUAACCAGGCGUAUGACGACGCCUACGUCCUGACUCUGCCCGGCUUCCACUGGGAAAAGGUCGAUUAUGAGUCGAAGAGUCCUCGCAGCGGACACGCCUGUCUCGUCGUCGGCAAACGCCAGAUGCUCAGCAUCGGCGGAGUCAACCACGAACCUGGCAUGCCCGACCUGUGGCUAGACCGUGACCCGUGGCCACAGGGCCUUGGUGUCUUUGACAUAACGGAGCUGAAAUGGACGAAUGAGUAUGACGCCGAUGCCGAGGAUUAUGAUUCACCCGAGGUCAUCAAGUCGUGGUACGCUGAUGGCGGACUUGAUGAGGUUCAGUGGACGUCCGGCGUUGCGGCCCUGUUCCAACAGGGGGACGACGGCGGCGGCGGCGGCGGUGGUGGUGGUGACGGCAGCGGAAACGGCACUGAUCCUGGGUCUGAUAACUCAAGCUCAGCCCCUGUUGGUGCCAUCGCCGGCGGUGUCGUGGGCGGCGUAGCGGCUGUGGCGAUCGCCGGUCUUCUCUUCUGGUUCCUCCGCCGCCGGUCGCGUCAGCGAGCUGCUGCCGGCGUUACUGGAGGCAGCGAGGCUGGGGUCAGCCAUCCGUCGCCGAGCAAAGCCUCCUACAUGCCAGUUUCGCCGUCGGUCAUGGCAGCGUCAGAACUGGACCAGACUCACCGGGUUGAGAUGCACGACUCAUCACCAAAACCAGAGCUGGCGGCUCCGCAGCAACUUGCGGUCGAGCUAGAUGGGACAGGCGUAGGCGAGCAGGCGCCAAGACACAGGUAA
Messenger RNA from Verticillium dahliae VdLs.17, 1731 nucleotides. RefSeq names its product kelch repeat protein. Gene Ontology annotation, cellular component: cell cortex of cell tip. NCBI's taxonomy places the organism in Eukaryota, Fungi, Ascomycota, Sordariomycetes, Glomerellales, Plectosphaerellaceae. The coding region runs from base 1 to 1731 and encodes 576 amino acids. Gene Ontology annotation, molecular function: protein binding. The transcript has 4 exons. The record is from RefSeq and is a predicted model, not a curated record.